Molecule: messenger RNA, 1094 nt
Organism: Bursaphelenchus xylophilus (pine wood nematode)
Lineage: Eukaryota; Metazoa; Nematoda; Chromadorea; Rhabditida; Aphelenchoididae
Source: the annotation of a GenBank genome assembly
AUGAAUCGGUCGGUUUUUAUCGUCUUUCUGUUGAUUUUUUCCGUCGUUGGAGCCGAUCAACCUUCAACGGGAAAUGCGAGGAACCGUCGGCGUGCGGACGAUCCGGAAACCACCAGCACAUCGACUACCACCACCACCCCCAGCACCUCGACCACCACAAAUCCGCCGACCACUACAAAUCCGCCGACCACCGAGACUACGACGACCACCGCGCCUACGUCCACUACCACGACCACACCAGCUCCGCCUAGUACCACAACUCCGACUACUACACCAGCUUCGACCACUACGACCACUACUACUGCAAGUCCCGGUACUGGCGAGCCAGAGACGACCACGGCAGCUUCGCAGGAACUCGGUAAGUCCUUUUUUUUGUGAUGCAAUUAGGAGAAGUAUUCAAGUUUUUAUUAUACAAAAAAUUGGUGGAAAAGAUGAGAGAUUUUUACAGUGGCGCGGACUUGAUACAGUGACAAAAAAACAUGCCAUUUUGCAAUCGGGAGGUAUCAAAAAUGCAGCAAAAUACCUCCCUCUCCAACUAAGAAAACUCCUAUUUGAAAAACGAGCUCUUUUCCUUACAAAAGAGAGAUUUUGAAAUCGGAGAUUUUUCACUUGGAGAAGGAGGUAUUUUGCUACAUUUUUGACAUUUCCCGGAUGCAAAACCAUAUGAUUUUUUUUGCUACUGCGACGCUCAGAUUUUGAUGAAACUGGGCACAAAUUUUGAUUCAUUUUUCCCAAGGCGUGUGCAAGGUUUCUAGCCAGCGGCUUACUGUUUUUAUCGAUUUACUACAUGUGAAUAAAGCAAUAUUCUUUUAAAAAAUCAAUUUUUUCCGGACAAAUUUUUUUAUUUUUUCCCAUUCUCACCUAGAUGUAAUCUGAAAAGUGACAAAAUAUCCGUGAGGAUGACUUAUUUUCCUAAAUUUCUGAUUUCAGGUCCUUUCGACGGGAACAAUCUGUACUUUACGGCUGGUGCCGCCGUCUCAGCGCUCGGUUUCCUCAUCAGCACGUUGUUCUUGGUGCUGGCAUUGGCUGGUGUGAUCUGCAAACCCGUCGCGAAGAACAAGAUCAAACGGGAGUUGGAUCCGCAUUACCGUUGA